CGCGUAAGGGAAGAGGCGGGGGAGCGGGGAGGAGACCCCUGGUCCCGGAAGUGUGCCGUUUCCAGGGAGCGGACCGGGUUGAGAACCGGUGCGGCGGAGCUGAGUCUCGGAGAGCUGCGGCGGCGGCGGCGGCGGCAGCAGCCAUGUCGGCCUUCGACACCAACCCCUUCGCCGACCCCGUCGACGUCAACCCCUUCCAGGAUCCUUCAGUCACGCAACUGGCACACGCUAACCAGGGUGGCCUGGAUGAAUUCAACCCCUUCUCUGAGAGCUCCCGGCUGACGAACGUGGCUCAGACAGUUCCAGCUGCUCAGCCCACUGGGCCUUCGCAACCUGCUGUGCUGCAGCCUUCGGUGGAACCCACCCCGCAGCUGCUGCUUAGACAGGCCAGCAAGUACCUGACUCCUAAGUUCAUCUCGGCAAGCUCAGAAGGCUCAGAGAGGCAGAGGUUGCUCGGAGAAGACGGCAGCUCUCAGGGUAACCAUCAGGCUGUGGCCUCAGCAGCUCAGGCUGGGCUCCUUCAGCAGCAGGAGGAGCUGGAGAGGAAAGCAGCAGAGUUGGACAGGAAGGAGCGUGAGCUGCAGAACAGUGCAGCAGGAUUCAAUCCGAAACAGAACAACUGGCCUCCACUUCCCAAAAGCUGCCCGGUCAAGCCAUGUUUCUACCAAGACUUCUCUGCAGAUAUCCCAGCCGACUACCAGCGGACUUGCAAGAUGCUAUAUUACCUGUGGAUGUUCCACUCAGUUACACUGCUGCUGAACCUGCUGGCCUGCCUGGCGUGGUUCACAGACAGAAGCGAAAGAGGGGUAGACUUCGGCCUUUCCAUCCUGUGGUUUGUCAUAUUCACCCCCUGCGCUUUCCUCUGUUGGUAUCGGCCAGUCUACAAGGCUUUCAGGUCUGACAGUUCCUUCAGUUUCUUUGUCUUCUUCUUCGUAUUUUUUUGCCAGAUUGCCAUCUACAUCAUCCAGACCGUUGGCAUUCCUAACUGGGGCGUCAGCGGCUGGAUUGCAGCUCUCUCGGAGACUGGGCAUAACUUGGCAGUGGCAAUCAUCAUGAUGGUGGUGGCUAUGUUCUUCACCGUCUGUUCCAUUCUCUCUCUCAUCCUCUUGAAGCAGGUCCACUCUCAGUAUCGCCGGACGGGCGCCAGCUUCCAGAGGGCCCAGGAGGAGUUCUCGCAAGGCAUCCUCACCAACCGGACCGUCCAGAACGCUGCCGCCGGGGCCGCCUCAACUGCUGCCCAGAGCGCUUUCCGGGGGAACUGAAGUCCCCCAGACAGGGCCAGCGUCUUGUUCUCCUCCGCACCUGCUCUCACCACUCCCUGGUCUUCCACAGUUCAGGAGGCUCUCUCCAUGGCACCAAGAUACUUGCUGGAAGAGGCGUAUCUUGACCUUUGUCCUGCCUGCAUCUGUGUCUCUUUGGUGGGAAGGGCCAGGGCAGUGUAUGGUGUUCUCUUCCCCACCCCCAAUCUCGUAAAUCAAAUAUAUGUCCCCAUUUAGA
Molecule: messenger RNA, 1497 nt
Organism: Lacerta agilis (Sand lizard)
Lineage: Eukaryota; Metazoa; Chordata; Lepidosauria; Squamata; Lacertidae
Gene: SCAMP2
Product: secretory carrier membrane protein 2
Exons: 10
Coding region: 144-1262 (372 amino acids)
Biological process (GO): protein transport
Cellular component (GO): recycling endosome membrane; trans-Golgi network membrane
Source: RefSeq, a predicted model, not a curated record